AUAUUACUGUAGAUAAACAAAAGUAUUAUCACAAUGGAAUUUGAUCAAAUAAGUCCAAGAAGUAUGGAGUUUUUGGCAAAUAUUCAGGAACAACCAGAUAGGUUUAGAGAUCUUUCACUUCAAUUUAUUGCUGCAAUGGAAUCUCGUAAUAUUAACGUGCCAGAAUUUGAAGACUCUUUCGAUUGGAUUAACACAAGUGAAAAACUUUCUUUCCAAACCGUGUUAGCUAACAAGCUGUGUGUUUUGGAUUUCUUCACUUAUUGUUGUAUCAACUGCAUGCAUGUAUUGCCAGAUCUACAUGCGUUGGAAGAAAAAUAUUCAAUACAAGAUGGGGUUGCUGUUGUUGGUGUGCAUUCAGCAAAAUUUCAAAAUGAAAAAUUAUUGUCCAACAUUCUCAGUGCAGUGCUACGAUAUGAUAUAAACCACCCGGUUGUAAAUGAUGCUGAUGCGAUAUAUUGGAACAAGAUGAGUAUUCGAUGUUGGCCGACUUUCGUUAUUGUCAGUCCUGAAGGCAAGGUGUUGUUAUAUUUGGUUGGUGAAGGCCACAGUAAUGUGUUGUUGCAGUUUGUAGAUGUAGCACUUAACUAUUAUAAAGAAAAAGAUUUGAUAAAGCACCAUCCACUGCCAAUUAAAUUAGCUAAAGAUUCUUUGAAGUCAGAAUAUUUAAGGUAUCCUGGGAAAUUAGCUGUGUCAGAGUCUGGUGAAGAACUUGCUAUAGCUGACACUGGUCACCAUAAAAUUGCAAUAAUAAAUAAAAAUGGCAUGGUAACGAAAUCUGUUGGGAAUGGAAAAUCCGGCCUAAAGGAUGGUUCAUUUCAAGAGGCUCAGUUUUUCUCUCCUCAAGGGUUAUUUUGGCAUGACAAAUGCAUAUAUGUUGCUGACACAGAAAAUCAUGCAAUAAGAAAGAUAGACGUCGAGUCCUCUUCUGUAAGUACCAUUACUGGUCUAGGUACACAAGGCAACGAUAAAGAAGGUGGAAAAAUAGGUAUCGAGCAAGAAAUUAGUUCCCCAUGGGAUGUUGUUGUGUAUGCGCCGCCAGGUUCCGACCCUUCUUGCGAUGAAAAGACGUGUUUAUAUAUUGCAAUGGCUGGAACGCACCAAAUUUGGUGUUUUUAUUUACAAGAUGGUGGUUGGCUUAAAAAAGGAACUCAGAAGAAACAUACUAGUUUGCGUUUUGCAGGGAGUGGAAACGAAGAGAAUCGCAACAAUAGUUACCCUCACAAAGCAUCAUUUGCACAGCCAUCUGGUUUAACAGUGGCAUCGGUGAAAGAGCAGAAACUCGUCUAUGUUGCUGACAGUGAAAGCAGUAGUGUGCGAUCAGUUGACAUAAAAACGGGCGCUGUGAAAGCUUGUGUUGGUGGAGAGAGAGAUCCAACAAAUCUCUUCGCUUAUGGAGAUGAGGAUGGUAAAAGCGUGAAUGCAAAACUUCAACAUCCACUUGCAGUGGCGUACAAUCAUACUGAUGGAUUUGUUUAUGUUGCAGACUCCUACAAUCACAAAAUCAAGGUUAUUGAUCCUGUAGCAACAACCUGUACUACACUUGCUGGUUGUGGUAAAGCGGGAUACAAAGAUGGUGCAUUUGCUGAAGCGUUGUUUAACGAGCCCGGUGAUUUGCAAUUUAGUCCGGAUUGUAGAUGUUUAUAUGUUGCAGAUACGAACAAUCAUAAAAUACGAGUGCUUGAUAUGCAGAAGAAAACCGUUUCAACGCUUACCCUUUUGGAUUCUGACGAAGUCGACGCGAUGACUGUCAUUCAUACCUCUUCGGACGAUUCGACAGAAUAUAAAACCCUUGUUGGCAACAAUACUAAAGUUUUAGAAAUGGAACAGAUUGCUCGAGAUUUAUCGCAGAAACUAAAGUUAAAUGUUGAAGUUGCUUUAUCUGGUCUUCAUUUUACGGAUGAAGCUGAAAGCAGGUGGCAGGUUACCAUCAUUGAACAACAAACUUCAGAACGACUUUCUCAUUUCAAUGGAAGUGUUAAUAAAACCACGUCAUCGUUUUCUCUCACUUUACCAUCCUUCGAUAAAGAUAUUGUGCUCAAGUUGGAGAUGUUGUUAUACGUAUGUACAGAUGAUAACACGUGUUUAAUGAAAACAGCUCUUCUUCAUCAAAAAAUAACCUUCGACACUCAAGCCUCAAGUGAUGACGUCAUCGUGAAACACAUAGUAAACCUGUGAGAGGUAUGCUAUGCUAAGAUCGUAUAAUUUUUUUAUGUAUAAAUGUAAUGGAUUUUUUAAAUUUAUCAUGUAGGUAUUUUUUUAUAAUUAAUAAAUCAAUCAAAAUAACA
Hydractinia symbiolongicarpus is the source of this 2285-nucleotide messenger RNA. Its product is annotated as NHL repeat-containing protein 2-like. The transcript is spliced from 11 exons. The record is from RefSeq and is a predicted model, not a curated record. Bases 34 to 2175 code for a protein of 713 amino acids. Gene Ontology annotation, molecular function: protein binding. Lineage: Eukaryota; Metazoa; Cnidaria; Hydrozoa; Anthoathecata; Hydractiniidae.